UAUACACACACACAUGCACUCACUUACUAAACACUGCAAUUGCUCUCAGGCACAGUAGCAGCUGCAGGGCAUUUUUUUCCAGCCUGGACCAGCCAACCAGUCAGUACACUGGGAGAAAAAGUAGGCUACUCUUGUGCUUUUUGGAGUGGCAUCCGAUCCUGUCUUCAUCAUAACCAAAGCCCCUCUGUAACGUGCCGGAGGAAAUGUCAGACCCAACACAGGAACUCACCAACAAGCCCUUCGCGGCCCAGUUGUCUAAUGUUUACCUCAGCAUCUUGGCACUCUUCUGCUUUAAGCUCUUUAUUAAGAUUUCUCUCAACUUGCUGACAUACUUCUACAUUAUCCGUGGGAACCGUAAAGAGGCUGCCAGGAUAUCAGCAGAGUUCUAUGAUUAUGGUCAACAGCACAGAUCCUGGGCGGACCGCUCACCCCUCCACGAUGCUGCGAGUCAGGGCCGCCUCCUGGCUCUGAAGACCCUCAUUUUACAGGGUCACAGUGUGAAUGUUCUGACAAUAGACCAUGUGACACCCCUUCAUGAGGCCUGUGUCGGAGACCACGUCGCCUGUGCCAGAGCUCUCAUAGAUGCAGGAGCAAAUGUCAAUGCUUCUACGAUUGAUGGAGUCACCCCUCUGUUCAACGCCUGUGCAGUGGGCAGCGUGGCAUGCACUGAAGUUCUUUUGGAAAAUGGAGCAAAACCCCAGAGUGUUGUAUACCAUCCAUCACCAAUACAUGAAGCUACAAGCAAAGGUCAUUACGGUUGUGUGGAGGCUCUGGUGACUUGGGGGGCAGAUGUGGACAUGGACAUUCCUCACCUGGGCACAGCGCUCUACACAGCCUGCGUCUGCCAAGAGCUGGAGUGUGCCAGGAAACUCCUGAGGGAAGGUGCAAAUGUACAGAAAGGCAAGUCUCUGGAUUCACCCUUACAUGCAGCUGCAGAAAAGGACAGCACAGCUGUAGUGAAGCUGCUGCUGGACUUUGGUGCAGACAUUAAUGCCAGGAACACCGAGUUUCAGAGGCCAGUAGAUGUGGCUCCACCCAGCAGUCUAACAGAGGGCUUUCUACUGCUAUAUGAAGCUACACCGAGACUGCUGAGCCAGCUGUGUCGUCAGUGCAUCAGGAGCUGCGUCGGCCGUGACAGACUCCACCUUCUUUCCCACCUUCCCCUGCCCAACAGAAUUAGGAACUACCUGCAGUACCAAUGACAGGCAGAACAAACCGCCUGCAUAAAUUGGACUUAAAGACAGAAAAAGCACAUCCACUCCAUGAACUCUUCCUACUUUUAAUUUUAGCUACCAGUCAAUUAGUCACUGAGUAGCCACUGAGUAGCUGGCAGUACCAAGCUGUGUUGAGCUGGCCUGCAUCCCAUAUGUGAUUGUGGACUUGGAUGAAUGUAAAGCAGGGAGUUUAAAAAAAUAACGUUUGAGGCAUAGCCUUCCCUGGAUAAAAUAUGAUUAAAAUAUAAAACAUAAACAUAUUAUUUGUCAUUCAGGUGUGCCGUAUUUAGAAGAUUCCUUGUUAGUUGUGAUAGCAAUCAGAGAGUGAUGCACUUUGAAAACUUUAUAUAAUGUUGUAUAAAUGCACAGUAUAUGUAAAUGAGUAUACAUAGUUUUGCAUCUGAUA
Messenger RNA from Epinephelus moara (kelp grouper), 1620 nucleotides. RefSeq names its product ankyrin repeat and SOCS box containing 5a (gene asb5a). Gene Ontology annotation, molecular function: protein binding. The record is from RefSeq and is a predicted model, not a curated record. The transcript is spliced from 7 exons. Gene Ontology annotation, biological process: intracellular signal transduction; positive regulation of protein catabolic process; protein ubiquitination. NCBI's taxonomy places the organism in Eukaryota, Metazoa, Chordata, Actinopteri, Perciformes, Serranidae. The coding region runs from base 204 to 1202 and encodes 332 amino acids.